UCUUGAAUUGGACUAGCUUCACAUCUUAAUCAGUUGUGGAGGUACAUCCACUCAUUACUUCCUGAAAGCUUCAAUAAAAUUUGUCCUGCGAUUCAUGAGAUAUUUUGCUAACAGACAGAGCUGAUUAUAAUAGGCAAUGUUAAAAUUUACAACAGAGAUGAUUCAAUUUUGGGAGUAUUGGAGUUUUUUUUUCUUCCACCUUAUUUUAGUGAUCAGUGCUUGUUACAUUGGUCAUCAUUUUGUUCAUUUUAUUCAGCUGAAAGAAUGAAAAACAUCCUGGCCGCAGUGAAAGGUUGGUUGUGCGGCAUGYUUUUGUUGUGUGAUCAGGUUAGCUUCAGCAUUCUCUGCAUCUAUUUCUGCAGCCUUAUAUCAGCUCAAUAAUCAGAGAGAGUCUCACCACACAUCAGUUUCUUUCCCACUUUUUAAGUUCAAAACAAUUCUCAUCAAUGCAUGGUCACGUCAUAUGACUCAGAAAAUAAAUGUAUAGAAUAGAUAGCAGCUCUGAUAAAGAAGGAAAACGUCUCAUUCUCUAAUAAAACUAAGUUUUGAUCUGUAAAAGUCUGUGGCUUUUAAAUGAAGUUUGGUGAAACUGCUGUUGCUUACAUCCGCUCUCUUAUUGGUGCACAGAAACCUGGUCCCCGCCCUCUCUCAGCCUGCAUUUAGGAGUUUGGUGUGAAAGUUUCAGGGCAGAGUGAGCUCACACGUCAGAGCUGAGCGGGUGUGUGUGUCUGAGUGGGAGCGAUGGAUCGACGUCGUCCUCCGAGGCUGAAGGCGCUGCUGCUGCAGGUCCUGGUUCUCCUCCAGUCCAGCAGCAAGGUCAAGCUGCAGAGAGAAAUGACCACAGGUGUGGAUCACCAUCUUCAAUGUGUCAACAAUUAUCUGUACACCAUGAACUGCUCCCUGAACAUCAUCCCGUCAGAAAACACUUCAGUCAGCAACAAAUACUGGCUCAAAAUCAGAGAAACGAAUGAUGAACUGGAGUACAAGUGUCUGCUGACACACACCACAGGCAGUUAUUUCUGCUCCAUSAACAAACUGGAUGAAACGCCCGAUGUUGAUAUAUUUACAGAUAUGGACGAGUAUGAAAUCUCACUGUGUCAGAGCCGAGACGACGGCUCUGAAAGCUGUGAGGUGCUGGAUGAAGAUUACAGUCCCCAGUUGAACAUUAAACCCAACACACCGUGCUGCCUCGCAGUCGGCCACAACUCAAGCCAAGUCCACUUCACCUGGAGGAGCACCUACGAGGACUACAAUUCUUCCACCUACCUGGUGAAAAGUCUGCAGUAUCAGCUGCUUCUCUACAAAGCAGAGGACGAAAACACGGUGAGAAUGAAAUUUGUUCCAGUAGAGAUGCCAGAUGCAGCAAAGAAGCCCCAGAACAURACAGAGCUCCUCCAUGUGUCACACCACGUCCAGGAAGAAAUAGUCCAACAUGUUUUGAACAGGUGGAAGCAGAGCACCUUCAUCCCAACUCCAGCGUUCUACUUCCACAGUCUGUACAAAGACCACCAGGGAGACUUCAAGAGCUGGGUGGUCACACGAGAAGGCACGGUGGGCACGCUGAAAGCAGAGGAGACCCUUAAAAUCAACACCCUGGUUCAGUGCGUGGACGCCCAGGGCGACAAGUCGCCGCCGGUGUUCGAGCAGCAGUGGACGGAGGGCGGCGGCUACAGAAACAUACCUGCAGGGGACUGCGAUGCCGAUCGCAGCACGCUGUGCACCGGCAGCAGCUGGCUGUCGGCUCAGUGGAGCUCGGGAGGCUCUCUGCCUGCGUGGUCCGAGUCGGGCAGCCCUGCGGGCGACUCGGGCUGCUGGCUCUGCAGCGACACAUCUUUGGAGAGGGAGCCUCCCUGGUACUGCAACGAGUACUGCACCCUGAGCUGCAUCCCGGCUGAGCAUCGUGGGAACCCUGCUCAACAAAAAUCAUCAGCGUGAAUGCAGCUGGGGAAAACACACUGUAAAACCAGAAAAUACAGCAAACACUGCCAACUGUCUAACACAUUUAUCAACAAAUUGUGUCAAAAUACUCAUUUAGUCCUAAGCUACACAUAUUUUAAGUCUGUAUAUAAAGUGCCACUGAAAUAUUUUUACACCUAAUUUUGAAUUUACCUAAAAAUGUGUAUUUUUCCAAUGUAAUAAAAGAGAUUGCAUUGUUUUGUAGAAAGUUUUAUUAAGCCAACACAUACAUGAACAAAGCACCGUAUAACCUUAAAGUUUGACGUACAGAAGUAAGCCUACCUGCCUCAGUCACUGUGGCCUGUUUUAUUGAUUCCAUAGCAAACACUCUGAAUAACAAAAAGACAGCCAAGGCAGCAAAUUCUAUCGUAUAUUACAGCAUGCUGAAUAGAAAAAACCUGGGAAAGGAAAUUAGAGAGCCAUCUAGAGACACUAAACAACAGUAUAAAAGUGCCAUUCAUUAUACAGCUGUUGAAAUACUGACAAUGAAAUUAGCCAAUUUUACAUUAAAUUUAUGGAAAAUAAGAGGGAAAAGAAAAAAAAAA
Molecule: messenger RNA, 2501 nt
Organism: Austrofundulus limnaeus
Lineage: Eukaryota; Metazoa; Chordata; Actinopteri; Cyprinodontiformes; Rivulidae
Exons: 8
Coding region: 742-1935 (397 amino acids)
Biological process (GO): cytokine-mediated signaling pathway
Cellular component (GO): external side of plasma membrane
Molecular function (GO): cytokine receptor activity
Source: RefSeq, a predicted model, not a curated record